Messenger RNA from Rhinichthys klamathensis goyatoka, 1567 nucleotides. RefSeq names its product olfactomedin 3b (gene olfm3b). Lineage: Eukaryota; Metazoa; Chordata; Actinopteri; Cypriniformes; Leuciscidae. The record is from RefSeq and is a predicted model, not a curated record. Gene Ontology annotation, biological process: signal transduction. The transcript has 6 exons. The coding region runs from base 194 to 1567 and encodes 457 amino acids.
AUGUAAUAUCCGCUGAGAGUCUCCACACAUCUCAAACUUUUCUUCGCUCAGAGCGACGAUGACAGCGCACGCACUUUCAGCGGCUCUGUCGAGGGUUCCCGAUCCCAAGACACUGUCGAGAAGCUCGAUCUGAAACAUCGGAGACUGAAUCCGCUUGUAACACAGACGUAGGAGAGACUCGUCUGGAGGCAGAAUGCGGGCGCUGUUCGUGGUGCUGAAACCGCUGUGUUUUCUCGCUCUGCUCGGCUACUGCCCUUCCGCGACCAUCAGACCAAAGGAAGGCUGGCAGGUGUACAGUUCAGCGCAGGAUGCCGACGGCCGCUGCAUCUGUACGGUGGUGGCACCAGAACAGAGCUUGUGCUCCAGAGAUGCAAAGAGCAGACAGCUCCGCCAGUUACUGGAGAAGAUUCAGAACAUGUCGCAAUCAAUCGAAGUGCUGAACCUGAGGACCCAGAGGGAUUUCCAGUAUGUCAUGAAAAUGGAGAGCCAGAUGAAAGGACUCCGAUCAAAGUUCAGACAAAUCGAGUCGAACCGAAGAACGUUAUUGACUAAAAACUUUCAGGAGCUGAAGGGGAAGAUGAAUGAACUGCAGCCGCUGAUUCCAGUGCUGGAGCAGUAUAAGACUGAUGCCACGCUCAUUUCCCAGUUCAAGCUGGAGAUCAGGAACCUGUCUCUGGUGCUGACUGCUAUCCAGGAGGAGAUAGGAGCAUAUGAUUAUGAGGAACUCCAGCAGAGGGUCCUUGGCUUGGAGGGAAGACUGAGGAACUGCAUGAACAAGCUCACCUGUGGUAAGUUGAUGAAAAUCACAGGGCCCAUCACCGUAAAGACAUCGGGAACGAGGUUUGGAGCGUGGAUGACAGACCCUCAGGCUUCACCUAAGAACAACAAGGUUUGGUACAUGGACAGCUAUACAAACAACAAGAUAGUCAGGGAGUACAAAUCGGUGGGCGACUUCGUAGCUGGGAUUGAGUCAAGAACCUACAACCUUCCGUUCCACUGGGCGGGCACCAAUCAUGUGGUCUACAACGGCUCCCUGUACUACAACAAGUACCAGAGCAACAUCAUCGUCAGAUACAGGUUCGAAAGUGGCCGGGUCACGACCCAACGAGCACUUGAGUCUGCUGGCUUCCACAACGUCUACCCGUACACCUGGGGCGGCUUCUCCGACAUUGACAUGAUGGCAGACGAGCUUGGUUUAUGGGCCAUCUACGCCACCAAUCAGAAUGCAGGGAAUAUAGUGAUCAGCCGGCUGGAUCCUCUGACCAUUCAGGUGCUGAACUCUUGGAACACUGAAUACUCCAAACGAAACGCAGGUGAGUCCUUCAUGAUCUGCGGCACGCUGUACAUCACAAACUCCCAUCUGACCGGGGCUAAGGUGUAUUACUCUUAUUCCACCAAAACCUCUACCUAUGAGUAUAUGGACAUCCCCAUCCAUAACCAGUACUUUCACAUGUCCAUGCUGGAUUACAACGCCAGGGAUCGUGCACUUUACGGCUGGAACAAUGGCCACCAGGUACUGUUUAACGUCACGCUGUUCCACAUUAUUAAAACUGAUGACGAAUCCUGA